Molecule: messenger RNA, 6907 nt
Organism: Epinephelus moara (kelp grouper)
Lineage: Eukaryota; Metazoa; Chordata; Actinopteri; Perciformes; Serranidae
Gene: ptprz1a
Product: protein tyrosine phosphatase receptor type Z1a
Exons: 30
Coding region: 368-6106 (1912 amino acids)
Biological process (GO): peptidyl-tyrosine dephosphorylation
Molecular function (GO): protein tyrosine phosphatase activity; protein binding
Source: RefSeq, a predicted model, not a curated record
AAAACGACGGCACACACUGAUGUCAGUCUGACUGUGUCAGUUGUGGUUGAUGUGGAGGAAGUGAGGCCGGUGUGGCUGCGGGCUGUGGGCGGUGCACAGCUUCAGUCUGGCGGCUCGCCCUCUGUCAGUCAGUCGGUGUGGAGGAGAGCGGACGGAGCGGAGCUACGCACCGUGACCCGGGAUCUGUACUAUACACACACACACACACACGCGCGCGGCAGCGAGACCAGAACCGAGCGACCGGCAGGCAGGCAGGCAGGAGCCGAGCAGCAUGGAGCUGUGAGCUGCGGCCGACCCGGGACCUGCUCCCCAAACACCACUGUUUGAUUUGUUUAUUUACCGCAUCUACGAGCUUUCUUUCCCCAACAUGGAGACUGCAGGCUGCAGGCUGCCGCUGGCUGCACUCCUCAUCCUCCUCUGCCAACAAGUUGGAGGAUAUGGAUACAGGAACCAACGCAAGUUCUCAGAGGACAUCGAGUGGUCGUACGCAGGAACUUUAAAUCAAAACAACUGGGCCAAGAAGUUUCCCUCCUGCAGCAACGCCAAGCAGUCUCCCAUCAACAUCGAGGAGAACCUGGCUCAGGUGAAGCUGCAGUACCAGAAACUGAGGUUUGAGGGCUGGGACAGUCUGACGACCGACAGGACAAUCAUCAAGAACGAUGGCAAGACGGUGGCGGUCAAUGUGGAUGGAGAGUACUACGUCAGCGGAGGUGGUCUCAGGUCAAAGUUCAAGGUCGGACGUAUCACCUUCCACUGGGGGCGCUGCAACGCCUCCUCAGAGGGCUCUGAGCACGGUCUGGAUGGGGUCAAAUAUCCUCUGGAGAUGCAGAUCUACUGUUAUGAGGCCCAUCGCUUUGGCUCUUUAGAUGAAACCAUCAAGGCUGGAGGCAGAAUCACAGCGCUCGCCGUGUUGUUUGAGACGAGCAUUGAAGACAAUGUGAACUUUGCUCCCAUCAUAGACGGCAUCAACAGCGUGAGCAGACAUGGAAAGAGCGCCGAGGCUAUACCCUUCGCUCCGCGAGGCCUCCUGCCAAACUCCACAGAUAAGUACUUCAUCUACAACGGCUCUCUGACCACGCCGCCCUGCAGCGAGACCGUCGAGUGGAUCGUCUUCAAGAACACAGUGGCCAUCUCUGACGAACAGCUGGAGAUGUUCUGCGAGGUGAUGACUAUGCAGCAGGCCGGAUACGUGAUGCUGAUGGACUACCUGCAGAACAACUACAGAGAACAGCAGCAGCAGUUCAUGGGUCAGGUGUUCUCCUCCUACACCGGCACAGAGGAGGUCCUCACACCAGUUUGCAGUUCGGAGCCGGAAAACAUCCAGGCGUUGCCCUACAACCUGAGCAGCCUGCUGGUGACGUGGGAGCGGCCCCGGGCGGUGUAUGACGCCAGCAUAGAAAAAUACUCCGUCAGCUACCGAAAGGCCAAUGCAGAAGAUGCUGCUGCUUCUAUAUACCUGACUGACGGGGACCAGGAUGUGGGAGCGAUACUCGAUGACCUGUUAGCCAACACCAGCUACGUGGUCCAGGUGGUGGCGGUCUGCACCAACGGUCUGUACGGACGUGUGAGUGACCAGCUGCCGGUCGACAUGCCCAUCGAUGACCCCGAAAAUACACUGGAUCCAGAUUCUGAUGAAUUUGACGACGAGGGCAACUAUGAUCCCGAUCUGUCCUGGAAUGAACCAGUCCAAACUGAGGAUUAUGAUCCGGCCUGGAUGCCUACAAACUCCCCGAAGACCACGACUCCUGCAUCACCUCUUUUACGUCUACCUGGCAUCAAAACCACAACAGAAGAAUCAGGUUUGAGGAAAACCACCACUGAUCCAGUUCCUCUGGUCAGAUCCACCCAGACUGGUCAAGUCCAGAGUCAUUCUGAAGAGACAGUACACCGCAGUUCCUCCACACGUCCACCAGAGGUCACCCUGCAACCAAAAACCAGAGGAGAUGCUGACUUCAGUGGCAAUGCUCCCUUUUACUCCACAACCACCACCAAUGAAGGCUUUAUUUCCACUUCCAGUACUCCUGUGUACUCCAAUGCAAAGACAGAUGGUGCCCCUGGAGGAAUCAGUCCAGACUCAGAAGAUAACUUUGACAAAAAAAAAGGUGGUGUCAGUACCACGGCUCCUACAUCCAACAACGCAGAGACAAAAGGUGGUAAAAGUAUUUCUUCGUACAGCCCCACCACGACCACACUGAGGUCUCGCACCAGCGACGUGAGCAGCACAACGACAUCCUCAUCCUUCAUCCAGGCUGAGGUUGACCAAGGCCUGGGGCGACCCUUCAACAAAGACACCACAGAUGGAGGUGUGUCUGCCGCACCUGGAGGUCUUCCAGAGAUCCAAACUUCGACCACCCAACCUUCCUCCUCGGGUGAAGCUGUUCAGCGUAGGCCCACAACUCCCAGCAUGCCUCGUUUUUCGUCUACCACAACCUCUGUCCGGUUGAGUGGCGUUCUCUUGCAGACCACACAGCCGCUGUCUAACGGUGAGCGUCCCUCUGUCCUCCCCUCCACCUCCUCUUCUUCCUCCUCCUCCCCUCUGUGUGACACUGCGGACCCCUCCACCUGCCUGCAUGACCCUUCCUCCUCGUCUUGGCCUGUGUUGUCUGCCUACGCAUCGGACUCUGAGCAUGCCGCUAGCACUCCGCUGUCUAGCAAAGACCUGGCUUCUCCUUCAACCCCCACACUCUCUGCCUCCACCCUGCCCCACCUCCCCCACCCUUCACACCCCCUGUCUGGUUGGGAGACUGACCCCGUGUUCCCCAGUGUUGGGUUCGAUGAUAGCGAUGGUGAUUUGUUAUCUGGGUCUUCAUCUUCGUCGGUCUCCUCAGGUGUCCCCUCAGUGUUUAGUGAUACCCCUCCUCUCCAAACGGUGCCAGAUCCAUCUAGCACCACCGUCGCUGCCGAGCCUUCCGAAUCCUCCUGGGAUCCGUCACUCUCAGCAGUCUCUCUGUCUCUAAGCCCCACACUUCAGCCUUCAGUUCUCCUCUCUAGUGACUUCACCCUCUCUGGCACAACUCCGGGCUUAUCCCGUCCUCUCUCAGUUGGGUUUGAGGACGCAAGGUACGCCACAGGGAGCACAAUAGAGUCUUUUCUCCCUGAAGUCAGUGGUGAUGGGUUUCCGUUAGCUAGUGACAUGGACCCCAUGUGCGGCUGUUCUCUGGAGCCGUCGGCGUCCUCGUCCUGGCUGCAUGCCUCUCCUCAUGUACCCCUGCCGUCCUCAGCCUGGGACUCUGCUAGCUUAGAGCUUUACUCUAGUGUGGGCUCCCUUUCAGCCUCUGGUGUCGGUGUAGACGAUCUUCUACACUCUCUGUCUGUGGCGGGUUCUGAUGGUCUGUCCUCAGACCAGCCUCUGCUCUCCUAUAGUGCCAUUUCUCCCUCAUCGUCCUCUUUACACUCCUACCUUCUCCAAGUCACCCAUAGUGACCUGCCCGUUUCUGUUGCAGCCACGGCGUCUGCCGUCAUGGAUCCCUGGUUCUCAGCAUCAGACAGGACCUCCACCCUCCAAACCUCUGUCCUCCCUAACUCACCCACAGCCUCCCCUUUCACCCCCACCCCAGAAGGACAUGCGUUAGACACUAGCAGCAGUGCCUCCGGCUCGGCCCUGUUCCCUGACUCUCAGGAGGGCGUAGAUCAGGAGUGGGACAGGGUUCAAACCUCAGCCUCAGGAGAGAGCGCGUUCCCUUACUCAACCAAAGUCACUAAUGUCGUCCCCCUGUCUACGACUUCUGAGUCCGGCCAGUCCCCGGAUGAUUUGGACGAACGCUCCUCAGCGUUCUAUUUUGAAAACGAGAGCGGCAGUGCCAUGACCUCGGAGGUUGGAAGCACAGCGACGCCAACCAUUCCUACGGUAACCUCGGCUUCACCCUGGUCGCUGGGCGGGGAGGAGGAGAGCGGCUCAGGGCAGGGUGAAAGCCUGUAUGACAACGAGACGUCCUCUGACUUCAGUAUCUCCGAGCGCACAGAAAGAGAGUCGGAGGAAGAGGAGCCAGUCGCAGAGGCCAGUAACAGCAGCCAUGAGUCCAGAGUCGGUUCAAUCCGGGACAGAGAGAGGAAGGCUGUGGUUCCUCUGGCCGUCAUCUCCACCCUCACCGUCCUCGGCCUGAUCGUCCUCAUCGGUAUCCUCGUCUACUGGAGGACCUGUUUUCAGACGGCUCACUUCUACAUCGAUGACAACUCAUCACCCAGAGUCAUUCCACCAUCCACUGCUGCGUUAACAUCUGACGAAAAAACAGCUUUUCCAGUGAAGGAGUUUGUGAAACACGUGGCCGAGCUUCACGACACACACGGCUUCCAGCGAGAAUUUGAGAUACUGAAGGAGAGUUACGAGGAGGUUCAGUCGUGCGCGGUGGACAUGGGGAUGACGACUGACAGCUCCAACCAUCCUGACAACAAGACUAAAAACAGAUACAGUAACAUCCUGGCCUACGACCACAGCCGAGUGCGACUCUCGCCGCAGGCCGACAAAGACGGGAAGACGAGGGAUUACAUCAACGCAAACUACGUGGAUGGUUUCAAGAAGCCGCAGGCGUACAUCGCAGCUCAGGGUCCUCUGAGGUCGAGCACCGAGGACUUCUGGAGGAUGAUCUGGGAGCAAAACGUCUGCGUCAUCGUCAUGAUCACCAACCUGGUGGAGAAAGGAAGAAGGAAGUGUGAUCAGUACUGGCCGGUGGAGGUGCAGGAGGAGUUCGGCAGCUUCCUGGUGACGAUGAAGAGCAGCAGAGUGCUCGCCUACUACACCCACAGGACCUUCACUGUCAGGAACACGCACGCCAAGAAGGGCUCCCAGAAGGGGCGAAGCAACGAGCGGACGGUGACUCAGUACCAUUACACCCAGUGGCCGGACAUGGGCGUCCCAGAGUUUGCUCUACCACUGCUCAGUUUCGUCCGCAAGUCGUCCAAAGCCAGGACGGAUGACAUGGGGCCGAUGGUGGUGCACUGCAGUGCCGGCGUGGGCCGGACGGGCACAUACGUGGUCCUGGACAGCAUGCUGAAGCAGAUGAGAGAUGAAAGCACCGUCAACAUCACAGGAUUCCUCAAACACAUCCGCAAACAGAGGAACUAUCUGGUUCAGACAGAGGAACAGUAUGUUUUUAUCCACGAUGCCUUGGUGGAAGCCAUCUUAUCCGGAGAGACGGAGGUGGCGGCAGCUCACCUGCACAGGUACGUGGAUGAGCUGCUGAUCCCGGGGCCUGCUGGGAGGACGCGCUUGGACAAACAGUUCAAGCUGGUUUGUCACUCUGGAGCGAAGGAGUGCGACUCCUCUGCAGCGCUGCAGGACUGCAACCGCACCAAGAACAGAAACUGCUCUCUGGUACCUGUUGAGAGGUCACGAGUACGCCUGUCUACGACGGCGGGGGAAACGUCAGACUACAUUAAUGCGUCGUACAUCGCAGGUUACAGGCAGAGCAAUGAGUUCAUCAUCACCCAGAAUCCUUUAUCUGGCACCAUAAAGGACUUCUGGAGGAUGAUAUGGGACCACAACGCCCAGGUCAUUGUGUCGCUGCCUGGGACGCCAUCAGGCGAGACGGAGGAGGAGGAGGCGGAGCUGUGUGUCACCUGGCCCCGUAAAGGGCAGCCAAUCAGCUAUGAGACGUUCACUGUCACUCAGAGGGGUGAGAAUCACAUCUGUCUGACCAACGAGGACAUGCUGGUGGUCCAGGAAUACGUACUGGAAGCUACGCAGGACGACUACGUUCUGGAGGUGAAACACUACCGCGCCCCGCGUUGGCCGAAUCCAGACAGUCCCAUCAGCAACACCUUCGAGCUCCUUAACCUGGUGAAAGAGGAGAGUGCAGCAAAGGACGGCCCCACUGUGGUGCACGAUGAUGAGGGUGGAGUCACGGCAGGAACGUUCUGCGCCCUAUCGUCUCUGACUCGUCAGCUGGAGGCAGAGGGUUCGGUUGAUGUCUUCCAAGUAGCCAAGCUGAUGCACCUCAUGAGACCGGGAAUCUUCAGUGACAUCGAGCAGUACCAGUUCCUGUACAAAGCCAUGCUGAGUCUCAUCGGGACGCAAGAAGAUGAGAAAACCCUCCAGUCGUCCGACAACAACGGUACCAUCGUGGUGGGAACUGCCAGCACCGCUGAGAGCCUUGAAUCCCUGGUGUAACCGCCCAAAACAAAAACACAAAGAACUCUUGUUUACUUUUACAAAUGAGCAGCAGCAUUUUGUCCUUCCACUUUCACACCACCAACAGAACUUCUCCCGGUUCCACAACCACUAAAUAAAAAUCCUCAUUGUUCAGGACUCUGUGUCGUAGUUUGAGGCUGAAGGUUGAACAACCUUAUCCUUUGCUGGAUCUGGACUCCCUGCGGUUUUGUAUUGUGUGCCUUUUUGUAUUUUUCAUCCUGUACUUCUAACUUUGAUACAAGCUGUAGACUAACUGUCCAAUGUUUUAACGCUGUACUGCCCUGAGACGUUUCGCUCGACUAACAAACUUUUCCUAAACCUUUGUAUUUAUUGGCACUGAGCCAAACAGGAAAAAAAGGGAAAAUUGCAUCUUUUUACAUCAGAGAUAUUUUGUUAGCUUGUCUUUUAUAGAGCUCCUGCACUGAACUCCUUUCUGUAAAUACCAUCGCAACGGUAGCAGCAGUGUGCUAUUGAAGUCAAAUAUAAAAUAAGGGCCUGGAAUAAUAAAAAAUAAUAAUCUAAUGUAAAUAAUAUUCUAGUAAUCAACUCGAUGGACCAAAUUUCUAUUUAUACUUUUAGAUUUUUAUAUUUUACCAUUUUUAGUGCAUUCAAAUGUUAUGGUUUGAUUCUAAUUGCUUAGUUGGAGAACAUUAAUGCUUUUAUAUUCUGGAUUUUGUAACAAACUAAAUGUGAUGCAUGGGGUACUGACAUGUUUUGUUUUUUUUAGCUGGACAUGAAACACUGCUGGAUUAUUAGCUAGGGGAUUAAAUAAGUGAAAGA